Ictalurus punctatus (channel catfish) is the source of this 2974-nucleotide messenger RNA. It is a transcript of the gene myoz2a, whose product is annotated as myozenin 2a. The record is from RefSeq and is a predicted model, not a curated record. NCBI's taxonomy places the organism in Eukaryota, Metazoa, Chordata, Actinopteri, Siluriformes, Ictaluridae. The transcript has 6 exons. Gene Ontology annotation, cellular component: actin cytoskeleton; Z disc. The coding region runs from base 166 to 996 and encodes 276 amino acids. Gene Ontology annotation, molecular function: actin binding; telethonin binding; FATZ binding.
CACCCGUUGAGCCACCUCCCCAUACCCCCAUGGUGUACUUGGCCAGACCCUCUCGGUCCUUGGAAGAGCCAGGUCACAUUACUCAGUCUGUUUCUGACCCACAUCCCCUAAAGGAUCCAUAUACAACCAAAGUCACCUACAGACACCUCCAAAGCACAGGACACAAUGUCACAGCACUCCUUAAUGACAAUAAGAGAAAGGAAAAUGCAGGCGGCAGCCAUUUGCAGAGAAAUUCAAGGGACGGAUGGGUCAGAGAUGGAUCUGGGCCGAAAGGUCAACACGCCUAAAGAAAUAAUGCUGGAAGAACUCUCCUUAGCUUCAAACAGGGGAUCUCGACUAUUCAAGAUGCGCCAGAAACGCUCAGAGAAAUACACAUUUGAGAACAUUCAGAAUGCAUCUAUUUAUAUGAAUGAUGAUUUGAUUCCUCCUGCACAAAGUAUUGAAACCACAGAUAUGAAAACUGAAGUUAAUUGUGUAGGAGUUGACCAAGCAUCAAAAACUCUUCCAAAUACACCUGACCCACAUACCAUGCCCAAUCCUGCCAGUAUAGCCCCAGGUUAUGGCAGUCCCUUGAAGGAUGUUCCAACAGAGAAAUUCAACCGCACAGCUAUUCCCAAAUCCUACCACUCUCCUUGGGAUCAGGCUUUCAGCAGUGAUCCCUCUCUAGCAGACAUGGUGUAUUUACAAAUGCCUGAAUCUGAGCCCACACCUCAAAUGCCACAGUACAAGAGCUUUAAUCGGGUGGCGACUCCAUUUGGUGGCUUUGGAAAUGCUCCUAAAGCCCCAGUCAAGUCAGUUGAAGUGAAUGUUCUCCCAAGCGCCUCCAGUCUUCCACCCCCAGAAGAUGUGGCUGGCCCUGUGUCCUCGCGACCCUCCUUCAACAGGACAGCUCUAGGCUGGGUGACUGAUGGUACCCCUCUGCUCCUUGCAUCUGCCACCCUGGAGCCUAAGUCAUCCAGGUUGCCUAUGUUUAUCCCUGAAUCUGAUGAACUUUGAAUUUUACUUGCAUUGCCAAUGUGAUAAAUCGGAAGCUUUGCACGAUAUCUAAUUUAGGUUGCAUAUUCAGGUUACAUUAAAUUAUAUGUACAGUGCUGUGAAAAAGUAUUUGAUUUCUUCUGUUUUUGUGUGUAUUUCAUAAUAAAUAGUUUUUGAUCAUCAAAUGAAAUACAACAUAAAACAAAGGUAACCUGAGUAAACACACAAUACAGUUAUUUUUUUAUCGAAGCAAAAAAAGUUAUCCAACACCUAUCACCCAUGUGAAAAACUAAUUGCCCACUUAAACUUAAACUCUGGUUGUGCCACAUUUAUUGGAACCAAAUGCUUCCGAUAACUGGACAUCAGUCUUUCACCUACUUCUUGGACUAGGACUUAUUCCUAUGCUUUAUUCCGAUCAUUGUCUUGCUGCAUAAUCCAAUUGUGUUUGAGUUUCAACUUAUGGACUGAAGACAUUCUCCUUUAAGAUUUUCUGGUAGAAAGCAGAAUUCAUGUUUCCACUCGAUUAUUGCAAGUUUAUCUUUGUUUUAAUUUCUGAAACAAUUUAGUAUGAGAUAUACACAAAAACAGAAGAAAUGGAUGUAAGAGUUUUCCUUUCUAGGUACAGACUUACAAAUAUUUGUUUAAUUACAAUGCCAUUUCAAGCUGCUACUACCUAUUAUAACUAUUCACCUGUAAGCACUGGAAAAGUCUAAAAUUUCACAUUUGAUUAUGUGUGUAAUAUUUGAUCACAUUAAAAACACGUGAAAGUACAUGACAAACACCUUAUGUCCAAUUAGCACAUGGGAACUCAAGUAAACACAUGUAUCACCAUGUAAAUAAUAUGUGACGUGUAUCAAAAAUAAAACCAAAUUAACAUGUGAGAGUAAAUUAAUCAUUUGUAUAUGUAAAGGAAGUCUCUGCGAAACUGGACAGUUGAAGGCCAGGAGAUUUAUUUUUUUCUUCUAGUCUUCAACGGAUCAGUUUCCAUGAGCCGGUGUCCUUAAUAGCCUCAGAUUCUUGUUAAUGGUUGACAGGAGUGGAACCCAAUCUAGUCAUCUGCUGCUGUAGGCCAUCCACCUCAAGGUUAAAUGUGUUGUGCAUGCUGAGGUGCUUUUCUGCUCACCAUGGCUGUAAAGAGCAAUUAUUUGAGAUACUAUGUCUUUCCUGGCAGCUUUAACCAGUCUGGCCAUUUUCCUCUCUCAUCAAAAAGGCGUUUCUCAGACCUGUAGCUCAAUCAAUGUUUUUUGUUUUUCGCACUAUUCUCUGUAAAUUUGGAGACUGUUGUGUGUGAAAAUCCCAGAAGAUCAGCAGUUUCUAAAAUACUCAAAGCAGCUGUUCCGGUACCAACAACCUUGCCACGAUCAAAGUCACUGAGACCACAUUUUUCCCAUUCUGAUGUAUGAUGUGAACAUUAACUGAAGCUGACCUGAAGCUGACCUGUAUCUUCAUAAUUUUUAUGCAUUGAGCUGCUGCCACAUGAUAUAUAUAUAUAUAUAUAUAUAUAUAUAUAUAUAUAUAUAUAUAUAUAUAUAUAUAUAUAUAUACGAACAAAUAAUAAAAUAAAUAAUAAAACACAAGGAAUUCAUUAGAAUUUACAAACAUUAACUGAAAAGAUUCAGCAUAAAGGAUUGUUUCUGAAAUUUGUGUCUAACAUAUGUGAUGAUUUGCUGUAUUGUAAUCACAGCAAAUGAAUGGCUUGAACACCUGCAGAUGAAUCGCUUGUUAUGAAUAACUCAGACUGCUCAAGUUAGUUGCACUGUAUGUUUAAGUCAGCAUGUGUGUCAAGGUUACAAUCUCCAGAUCUGACAAAUCAUAUCUGUUUUACUGCAAAGAUGGGAUAAGUGACAGGUCUCUUGCCUUUUGGCUACAUUGCUGUCUCUUGCAUUCAGUCAGGCUGACAGUGAUGGGUUCAGUGCAUGUCCGUCACAGCUCACUGUACCUCAUACUGCACUGUAGCAGGUCAGUUUUUUCCUGGGAGAUUAAAGCCGAUUUAGACGUG